Drosophila busckii is the source of this 2503-nucleotide messenger RNA. It is a transcript of the gene Sf3a1, whose product is annotated as splicing factor 3A subunit 1. The transcript is spliced from 6 exons. NCBI's taxonomy places the organism in Eukaryota, Metazoa, Arthropoda, Insecta, Diptera, Drosophilidae. Gene Ontology annotation, cellular component: catalytic step 2 spliceosome; U2 snRNP; U2-type prespliceosome. Gene Ontology annotation, molecular function: protein binding; RNA binding. Gene Ontology annotation, biological process: mRNA cis splicing, via spliceosome; regulation of alternative mRNA splicing, via spliceosome. The coding region runs from base 86 to 2479 and encodes 797 amino acids. The record is from RefSeq and is a predicted model, not a curated record.
CAUUGACUGGCUUUUGCACGAUUCCCGUUUUCGUAAAACAAUUAAUAAAAACUGAUAUAAAUUUAAAAAAAGUGUUUAAACAGCAAUGCCGGCUUUAGAUGUGGAUUACUCCAACGAUCAGUUCAACAAUGAGCAAUCGAAACCAAUGUCUGGCCCCAUUAUCGGCAUUAUUUACCCGCCGCCGGAAGUUAGAAAUAUUGUUGAUAAGACAGCUAGCUUUGUGGCACGCAACGGACCUGAGUUUGAGGCACGCAUUCGUCAAAACGAGUUGGGUAAUCCAAAAUUUAACUUUCUGAAUAGCGGCGAUCCGUAUCAUGCCUACUACAGACAUAAGGUCAAUGAGUUUCGGGAGGGUAAUGAUGGAAUCGGUGGUGUGGGCACUGCUAUUAAGCAGCUAUCAGUGACAAGUGCGGCACAGCAAAGACAACAGGAGCUGCUAAAGCAAGUGGUAGAGCAGCAGUUUGUCCCAAGGGAGCCACCAGCUGAAUUUGAAUUUAUUGCUGAGCCGCCUUCUAUAUCCGCAUUUGAUUUGGAUGUUGUGAAGCUCACAGCCCAGUUUGUUGCACGUAAUGGACGACAGUUUCUUACUAACUUGAUGAGCAGGGAGCAGAGAAAUUUUCAAUUUGAUUUUCUACGGCCACAGCAUUCGCUUUUCCAGUACUUUACCAAAUUACUAGAACAAUACACGAAAGUGCUUAUACCGCCAAAGGAUUUGUUGGGAAGACUACGCAUUGAAAGUGCGCCAGGUCGCGCCAGCAUGGUUCAAGUGCUAGAUCAGGUUAAAUAUCGUGCUAAUUGGCAGCGGCACCAAGAAGCGCAACGUCGUCGUGAGGAGGAGAAAAUAGAGCGUGAGCGUGUAGCCUACGCCCAGAUUGACUGGCAUGAUUUUGUUGUGGUAGAGACUGUGGACUAUCAGCCAUUUGAAAGUGGCAACUUUCCACCGCCAACAAAUCCGGAUGAGGUCGGUGCACGUGUGCUUAUGGAGGAGCGUUUAUUGGAGGAUGAUGGUGACAUUGAAAUGCAGAUUGAGUCAGAUGAUGAGGAGGAUGAGCAUGUGACAAGCCACUUGGAUAUGGGUGUGAAGCUUUCACAAAUGGAAAAUCGCGUGGGCAUACAGAUGAAGAAUGCUACGUCGUAUGGUCAGCCGGUUAAUGUCAAGCGCGACAACACUCAGGUACAGGAUAUGGACGAGGCCUCGAGCGAUGAGGAUACACCCAUUACCAAAAUGCAGCCAGCUGUUACGCCCAUGCUGCCGCCCACACACGACAAGGUGGUGGUCAAGAAAUAUGAUCCUAAGGCAACGCAGCCGAAACCAGCGCCUGUCACCACGGAUGAAUAUCUUAUAUCACCCAUUACUGGCGAGAAAAUUCCCGCCUCCAAAGUCUCAGAGCAUAUGCGCAUUGGUCUGCUAGAUCCACGCUGGGUGGAACAGCGUGACAAGCACACUGUGGAGAAGAUUAAUCAGGAUAAUGUUUUUGCUGCUGGCACAGCCAUUGAAGCUAGCUUAAAGCAGCUCGCCGAGCGACGAACAGAUAUUUUUGGCGUGGGCGAUGAGGAAACGGUUAUAGGCAAGAAGCUGGGCGAAGAAGAAACCAAGAAGGAUGAUCGCGUUACUUGGGAUGGACACACUUCCAGCGUGGAGGCAGCCACUCGUGCUGCCCGCGCUAAUAUAACUCUUGAGGAUCAAAUACAUCAAAUCCACAAAGUCAAGGGAUUGCUGCAUGAUGAGGAGAAGGAAAAAAUUGGACCAAAGCCAGUGGGUGGUAAAGCGACGCUUUCAGCUCCACCACAGCCAUCCACAAAGAAUCAACACUCAGGACACUUGCAUGGACAAUCACAGCAUCAUCAAGGUGGACCUAGUGGUGUUCAUCAUCAUGUUCAGCAUUCGCAGCAUCAUCAUCAUUCAGCGCAGCCACAGCCGCCGUCGCAUCAUCAACAUCAUGCACACCAUCAGCAGCCACCCCAUGGUCUUGGGCAGUCUAACAAUUCGGUUAUGAUGAUGCAACGACCACCCAUGAUGUCGAAUCCUUAUGGUAGUGGACCUGCAGGUUAUAUGAAUAUGGGUGCAGGUGGCGGUGGAGCGCCACCACAAAUUUCGCCAGCUCCACCCGUUGACCUUAUGCCCAUGGAUGAUGAGCCGCCGCAAAAGAAAAUGCGCAGUGAAGACAAUCUAGUGCCUGAGGCCGAAUUUAUUGCCAUGCAUAAGAGUCCUGUAACCAUACAGGUGCAAAUUCCCAAUACGGACAAUUCGGGAUGGAAGCUCAAUGGUCAAAUGAUUGCCGUUACCUUAGCGCUAACUGAUGUAAUUGGAACAUUAAAGUCCAAGCUGCAGGACGAAACGGGUAUGCCGCCAGCCAAGCAGAAAAUUUUCUAUGAGGGCAUGUUCUUCAAGGAUAGUAACACUAUGGCCUUCUACAAUCUUCUGAGCGGAACUACUGUUCAUUUACAAGUCAAGGAGCGUGGUGGUCGCAAAAAGUAAUUGCAUUUUACAGCAAGUUCAGAU